AGGUGACGGUGCUUUCCCUUGUCUGACAGCCUGUGAGACCCAGCUGCCCGUUUCCUUCCGGCACCUGAUCCUCCCUGAGAAGUAUCCUCCUCCCACCGAGCUGCUGGACCUGCAGCCUCUGCCCGUGUCCGCUCUGCGGAACAGCGCCUUCGAGAGCCUCUACCAGGACAAGUUCCCUUUCUUCAACCCCAUCCAGACCCAGGUGUUCAACACGGUCUAUAACAGCGAUGACAACGUGUUUGUGGGGGCUCCCACGGGGAGUGGGAAGACCAUUUGUGCUGAAUUUGCCAUCCUGAGGAUGCUGCUCCAGAACUCGGAGGGACGCUGCGUGUACAUCACUCCCAUGGAGGCUCUGGCAGAGCAGGUCUUCUUGGACUGGUACGAGAAGUUCCAGGAGCGUCUCAAUAAGAAGGUGGUUUUGCUGACGGGGGAGACCAGCACCGACCUGAAGCUGCUGGGCAAAGGGAACAUCAUCAUCAGCACCCCUGAGAAGUGGGACAUCCUCUCCCGACGCUGGAAGCAGCGCAAGAACGUCCAGAAUGUCAACCUCUUCAUCGUGGAUGAAGUGCACCUCAUUGGGGGUGAAAAUGGGCCAGUGCUGGAGGUCAUCUGCUCCCGCAUGCGCUACAUCUCCUCCCAAAUCGAGCGCCCCAUCCGCAUCGUGGCCCUCAGCUCCUCCCUCUCCAACGCCAAGGAUGUGGCCCACUGGCUGGGCUGCAGCGCCACGUCCACCUUCAACUUCCACCCCAACGUCCGCCCCGUGCCCCUCGAGCUGCACAUUCAGGGCUUCAACAUCAGCCACACGCAGACCCGCCUGCUCUCCAUGGCCAAGCCUGUCUACCACGCCAUCAUGAAGCACUCGCCCAAGAAGCCCGUCAUCGUCUUCGUCCCCUCGCGCAAGCAGACGCGGCUCACGGCCAUCAACAUCCUCACCACGUGUGCUUCAGACGUCCAGAGGCAAAGGUUCCUGCACUGUGCAGAGAAGGAUCUGGUGCCAUACCUGGACAAGCUGAAUGACAACACUCUGAAGGAGACGCUUGUGAACGGGGUGGGCUACCUGCAUGAGGGGCUGACAGCCAUGGAACGGCGUGUGGUGGAGCAGCUCUUCAGCUCUGGUGCAGUGCAGGUCAUGGUGGCCUCCCGCAGCCUCUGCUGGGGCAUGAACAUUGCCGCUCACCUCGUCAUCAUCAUGGACACGCAGUACUACAACGGCAAGAUCCACGCGUACGUGGAUUACCCCAUCUAUGACGUGCUGCAGAUGGUGGGACACGCGAACCGCCCGCUGCAGGACGACGAGGGCCGUUGUGUCAUCAUGUGCCAGGGCUCCAAGAAGGAUUUCUUCAAGAAGUUCCUCUAUGAGCCCCUGCCUGUGGAGUCCCACUUGGACCACUGCAUGCACGACCACUUCAACGCUGAGAUUGUCACCAAGACCAUUGAAAACAAGCAGGAUGCAGUGGAUUAUCUCACCUGGACCUUCCUGUACCGCAGGAUGACGCAGAACCCGAACUACUACAACCUGCAGGGUGUGUCCCACAGGCACCUCUCGGAUCAUCUCUCGGAACUGGUGGAACAGACCCUCAGUGACCUGGAGCAGUCCAAGUGCAUCAGCAUCGAGGACGAGAUGGACGUGGCUCCUCUGAACCUGGGAAUGAUCGCUGCCUACUACUACAUCAACUACACCACCAUUGAGCUCUUCAGCAUGUCCCUCAAUGCCAAGACCAAGGUGCGAGGGCUCAUUGAGAUCAUCUCCAACGCUGCUGAGUACGAGAACAUCCCCAUCAGGCACCAUGAGGACAACUUGCUGCGGCAGCUGGCCCAAAAGGUUCCCCACAAACUGCCCAACCCCAAAUUCAACGAUCCCCACGUCAAGACCAACCUGCUGCUGCAGGCUCACUUGUCACGCAUGCAGCUGAGCGCCGAGCUGCAGUCGGACACCGAGGAGAUCCUCAGCAAGGCGAUCCGGCUGAUCCAGGCCUGUGUGGACGUGUUGUCCAGCAAUGGGUGGCUCAGCCCCGCGCUGGCCGCCAUGGAGCUGGCGCAGAUGGUGACCCAGGCCAUGUGGUCCAAGGAUUCCUAUCUCAAGCAGCUGCCUCACUUCACCUCUGAGCACAUCAAGCGCUGCACGGACAAGGGUGUGGAGAGCGUGUUUGACAUCAUGGAGAUGGAGGACGAGGACCGCAACGCGCUGCUGCAGCUCUCGGACGUCCAGAUCGCCGAUGUCGCCCGCUUCUGCAACCGCUACCCCAACAUCGAGCUCUCCUACGAGGUGGUGGAGAAGGAGAGCAUCCGGAGUGGGGGGCCUGUGGUGGUGCUGGUGCAGCUGGAGCGUGAGGAGGAGGUCACCGGGCCUGUCAUCGCUCCCCUGUUCCCACAGAAACGCGAGGAGGGGUGGUGGGUGGUGAUUGGCGACUCCAAAUCCAACAGCCUCAUCUCCAUCAAGCGCUUGACGCUGCAGCAGAAAGCCAAGGUGAAGUUGGAUUUCGUGGCUCCAGCCACAGGGACCCACAACUACACGUUGUAUUUCAUGAGCGAUGCCUACAUGGGCUGCGACCAGGAGUACAAGUUCAGUGUGGAUGUGAAGGAGGCUGAGAGCGAAAGCGACUCCGACUGA
Molecule: messenger RNA, 2611 nt
Organism: Nestor notabilis (Kea)
Lineage: Eukaryota; Metazoa; Chordata; Aves; Psittaciformes; Psittacidae
Product: U5 small nuclear ribonucleoprotein 200 kDa helicase-like
Exons: 17
Biological process (GO): spliceosome conformational change to release U4 (or U4atac) and U1 (or U11)
Cellular component (GO): spliceosomal complex
Molecular function (GO): RNA binding; RNA helicase activity; ATP binding
Source: RefSeq, a predicted model, not a curated record